AGUUUUGAAUUUUGGCACGCCCACUUGUUAAACUCUGCGGCUACCCACGUGGACGCUUAUCCCGGUUUUCCCACGCUCCAACCUGUUACCUUAACAUUGAGCACUUAGCCCAUACACAUUCUCCAACCUACGGUGGAAAUGUUACUAGGACGUUAUUGUUCGGAAAUUUUGUUUUGGGCUAAAACUAAUUUUAAAAUAAAGUCAAAUCACUUACGUUGUUUUCGGGUCGUGCCGAAUUUCGAAGAAUUAACUUUUAAAUCGUACGUAUUGAUUCGAGUUUGGUUGCGAUUAUGCGAUAACCUGCGCGGAGAGAGGUCACUGGGAUGAGUACGGGGCACGGAAGAUAACCAUCGCGUCCGAUAGGACGAUGCCAGAAAUCGGGUAGAGGGAGGCAGAGGAGUCGAAUGCACUCCGAUAAACACGUUGCUGCGGUAGAAAGUUUCGAACUGCAGCGGUUUGGAUCCUGCGGUGGCGCGUAUUAAACCGAAGUCUUUAGUGUUUUCGACAUCUGGCUUGUGUUUAGAAACAUCCGGCGAGCAUUUUCGCGUUUUUCACCCACUUGGUCGCGAUCUAAGCCGGCGAGUGUGGGCGGCAUUAGAUUAAAUUACCAUCCCAGCCAUGCCGUCUACACUCCACCCCCUUUCUCACUCCUCGAAUCUCGAUGACCGUCCCGGACCACCAUUAUGUAACUACCGGACCCAACUAAUCAGGAAAUAUUGAGCGAUGUGGAAAGAAGCCAAGAGCGAUUCCACGUCCACAUCGUUUGCAGGUGUCUCGUUUGUCGACGGAAUGACUUCGUCUCGUCCCUAUCAACCCUUUCGUUCUUACGGAAAGAACGUUCCUCCUCCGGCAUACGCCCUGCUGGCCGAUCUUCAAAAGACGACGUCCCAUCUGAACACCAGCCCGACCUACAAAUCUCCCUCGAGUCCCGACAACGCCAGCUACGGCUCUCUUGGAAGCCCCCGGAGCCCCCACCAGUUCCAGUACAACAUGGCGUACAGCCCAGCGGCCCACGCGACCGCCCACUCUGCCACGGACAGACACGAAUAUUGUCAGGGAGAAAAAAAUUCACCAAUAUAUCAAAAUCAGCAAGUAAUCAAGGAAGUUACAACUACUACCACAAUUGCAAACAACACAACUGCGCCAAAUUCGAGAACUCACCAGCCUUGCAAUCCCAAUCUGAGCAGUAAUUUGUCAGAACUUGACACACUAUUAGAAGAUCUCAAUUCUGCACGAUUUAUGAAUUAUGCAGAUAAGAAAGCUCAGAAUCAAAUACACAGCAAUGGACCAAGCACAAUACCGCAAUAUAAUGAAAGAGAGAGCCCUCAAAAACCCAGCACCGCCAACAGUUAUAGUAUGCAGGACGGGAGACCUUCCGUGGAAAGUCUGCUGGAUGAACUGCAGAGUGCUGUUCCAAAACACAGUAGUUAUUGCUGCUGUUCAAACAAACAUUUAAUACAAAAAAAAGAGCAUAUGUGGCAAGCUUUGCUUUUCUGCUUCACUUUGAAUAAAUCGGCUGCCAAAGCACAUCGAAUGCUUGUGGAGGCCCAUGGCAACAGUGCUUUAUCAGAAACCACGUGCAGAGAUUGGUUUCGUCAGUUCAAAGACGGCAAUUUUGACUUGAGCGACAAGAAGUGUGAAAAUCAGCCCAGGAAGAUUGAGGACCAUCAACUGCAGGCUCUUUUGGAUGAGAAUGAUACCCAAUCACAAAAAAUGCUUGCCGAGCAAUUGGGUGUUACUCAGCCAGCCAUUUCCAUGCAUCUACAUGCCAUGGGAAAGAUUCAGAAGAUCGGAAAAUGGGUGCCAUAUGAAUUGAACGAUAGGCAGAUGGAGCAAUGCCAAAAUACAUGCAAAAUCUUGCUCGCCAGACAAAAAAGAAUGUCAUUUCUGCGUCAUAUUGUAACUGGCGAUGAGAAAUGGAUAUAUUUCGAGAAUCCUAAAUGCAAGAAAUUGUGGGUGGUGACUGCACUAGGCAAAACUUGGCAUCCAGAACACUUCACUUGCACGCACUGCAAUUUGGAACUCGGCACAAAAAAUUUCUUCGAGCGUGACGGCGAACCUUACUGCGAGAAAGACUAUCACAACAUAUUUUCUCCCAGAUGUGCUUACUGUAAUGGACCAAUCCUGGAUAAAUGCGUGACGGCCCUGGAUAAAACUUGGCACCCGGAACACUUCUUCUGCACGCAGUGCGGUCGACAGUUUGGCGAGGACGGAUUUCACGAAAAGGACGGGAAACCCUACUGUCGAGAGGACUACUUCGACAUGUUCGCACCCAAGUGCGGCGGAUGCAACCGACCCAUUACGGAAAAUUACAUUUCCGCACUGAAUAGUCAGUGGCAUCCGGAAUGCUUCGUAUGUAGGGACUGUAGGCAACCGUUCAACGGAGGAAGUUUCUACGACCACGACGGUCAGCCUUACUGCGAGACGCACUACCAUGCCAAGAGGGGAUCGCUGUGCGCCGGAUGUCACAAACCCAUCACCGGCCGAUGCGUCACCGCCAUGUUCCGAAAGUUCCACCCCGAACACUUCGUCUGUUCCUUCUGCCUGAAGCAACUGAACAAGGGCACUUUCAAGGAACAGAACGACAAGCCUUAUUGCCACGCCUGCUUCGAAAAGCUCUUCGGUUGACCCCGCCCCGCCGCCCCUCCUCUCUUCCGACCGCCUUCUUUCGCUAAACGUUAACCGCAGUUUUUAGUUACGUGACGGAGGCCGACCCACCCGUUUCUAUAGUAAUUGGCGGCCCACUUUGUAUACGCCCCUCCGUACGAAACGGUGUAUUGUAUAUCUGGGUGAAAGGCAUUUUAUUCCGGUGUUUGCCACGUCGUGCCAAAUGGUGUGCCGACGGACCUAAAUAAAGCUUGGACGCUAAUCGUUUACGUAUCGUUAUGGCAGUGGAAAUUCUUUUAUUACGUAAAAACAAACCGGAAUUCUUCGUAUACGCGGGCACCGGAUAAUGUUGCCGACCGCGUGGCCCUGGUCAAGGUUUUUAUACGUGGCCGGUUGGAUUAUCCGGAAUCCGUCUUAGUGCAUUCCUAAGCGUGACGUUUUUUGGAAGAUUUUUAUUUAUAUCGAGAAUUGGGAAAAGAUUAACAAAAGCGCUUUUUUCUUUACUUAAAAUAGUCGGACCGUUUCUAGGAAACAAGGUGAAGGCGCGUCUUUGUACGAAAUUUGUUCCAAUUUGUUAUUAAGAUUUCUUAAACUGUGAAAAAUCUUCGUUUCUCGAUGCAUCAAUAAAGCAUUUUAAAACAA
Molecule: messenger RNA, 3249 nt
Organism: Centruroides sculpturatus (bark scorpion)
Lineage: Eukaryota; Metazoa; Arthropoda; Arachnida; Scorpiones; Buthidae
Product: paxillin-like
Exons: 9
Coding region: 724-2628 (634 amino acids)
Source: RefSeq, a predicted model, not a curated record